This is a messenger RNA of Ipomoea nil (Japanese morning glory), 1784 nucleotides long. Its product is annotated as berberine bridge enzyme-like 8. Bases 88 to 1686 code for a protein of 532 amino acids. The record is from RefSeq and is a predicted model, not a curated record. NCBI's taxonomy places the organism in Eukaryota, Viridiplantae, Streptophyta, Magnoliopsida, Solanales, Convolvulaceae. Gene Ontology annotation, molecular function: oxidoreductase activity; FAD binding. The transcript has a single exon.
CCUCCUUUGGAUCAUACAUAACACAAAUUUUCAACUCUUUCAAACAUUGAUUUUUGACGAAAGAUCAAUUCAAUCAACACCCAAAGUAUGAGAGUUGCUUUUUUGUUAACCAUUUUCCUUUUAUCCAUUGGUGCUUGGGCACCUUUGUGUUCUUGUGCUACUACCGUUCUUGAAUGCCUUAACGAUCGUUCAGACCCCUCUCAUUCAAUCUCCCCGGUUAUAUACACCCCCAACAACGGUUCAUUUUCUUCGGUUUUACAAGAAUACAUUCGGAAUUUGAGAUUCAAUGAAUCGUAUACAAAAAAACCACUUUUCAUUGUGACUGCUACACAUUUGUCCCACAUCCAAGCAUCCAUACUUUGUGCCAAGGAGCAUGGCCUCCAAAUGAAAGCCCGAAGUGGCGGUCAUGACUACGAGGGUGUAUCGUAUGUCUCUGACAUGCCGUUCUUCAUACUCGACAUGUUUAACUUUAGGUCAGUCAAUGUUAGCAUUGAGGACGAGACUGCAUGGGUUGAAGCUGGAGCUACCUUAGGGGAAGUUUACUAUGGAAUUGCCAAUAAGAGCAACGUGCAUGGGUUCCCUGCGGGUGUGUGUCCGACUGUGGGAGUGGGAGGCCAUAUUAGUGGUGCUGGAUAUGGAACCAUGAUGAGAAAAUACGGCCUCACCGUGGAUAAUGUCAUCGACGCCAAGUUGAUUGACGUAAACGGUCGUCUACUCGACCGCAAAUCUAUGGGGGAGGACUUGUUCUGGGCGAUCACGGGAGGCGGCGCCUCUAGCUUCGGAGUUGUCUUAUCUUACAAAAUAAACCUAGUACGGGUCCCACCUAAGGUGACGGUUUUCAGUGUCAGAAGAACCUACGACCAAAACGCUACCAACAUCGUUUACCGCCACCAGCGCGUUGCCCACAAGUUAGACCCCAACCUCUUCAUCCGGCUAACACUCGACGUCGUGAAUAGCACCACACGGCCGGGACAAAAAACCAUACGUGCCACCUUCAACGCCCUAUUCCUCGGAGACUCCAAAACCCUCCUCUCGACCAUGAAUGAAAGCUUCCCAGAGCUAGGGCUAACCCAGAGUGACUGCACAGAAAUGAGAUGGAUUGAAUCCGUACUCUUCUACACCGGUUUCCCAUCCGGAACCCCCGUGGAAGAAUUGCUCUCUAGGGUUCCACAAGUCCUAGUCCACUUGAAGAGAAAAUCAGAUUAUCUCCAAACCCCAAUGCCCAGAAACGGCAUAGAGUUCAUCUUCAAGAAAAUGGUGGAGCUUGAAACACCCAUGCUCACAUUCAACCCCUACGGCGGGAGAAUGGCGGAGAUUCCCUCCGCCGCAAAACCCUUCCCCCACCGUGCUGGAAACAUCGCCAAGAUUCAAUACGCAACCAACUGGAACGAGGAUGGGUACGAGGCAUCACAACACUACUUAGAAAUAACAAGACAGCUUUACGAAUAUAUGACUCCAUUUGUUUCGAAGAAUCCUAGGAAAGCGUUCUUGAACUACAGAGACUUGGAUUUGGGGAUAAAUCACAACAAGGGUUCGCGAAGAAGCUACUUUGAAGGGAAAACAUAUGGGUUGAAGUAUUUCAAGGAGAAUUACAAUAGGUUGGUGAAGAUAAAGAGCAAGAUUGAUCCAGAUAACUUCUUUAGGAAUGAACAAAGCAUCCCUACGUUCCCGACUUGGAGGAAAUGAAACUACGUUACUUAGCCUAUAUAUGUCUCUCCUUAGCUCCACAAUAAAUGUUAAAAUUAAUUUCAUUCUGUUAGUUAUGUACUAAUAAAUCUUUGUAU